Messenger RNA from Talpa occidentalis (Iberian mole), 409 nucleotides. Its product is annotated as cytochrome b-c1 complex subunit 7-like. Gene Ontology annotation, biological process: mitochondrial electron transport, ubiquinol to cytochrome c. NCBI's taxonomy places the organism in Eukaryota, Metazoa, Chordata, Mammalia, Eulipotyphla, Talpidae. The record is from RefSeq and is a predicted model, not a curated record.
GGUCAAAAUGGCGGGCAGGCCAGCUGUUUCAGCAUCAGGCAGGUGGCUGGAGGGUAUUCGAAAAUGGUAUUACAAUGCUGCAGGAUUCAAUAAACUGGGGUUAAUGCGAGAUGAUACAUAUGAGGAUGAUGACAUAAAAGAAGCCCUAAAAAGACUUCCUGAAAACAUUUAUAAUGACAGGAUGUUUCGCAUUAAGAGAGCACUGGAUCUAACCAUCAGGCAGCAGAUCUUGCCUAAAGAGCAGUGGACAAAAUACGAAGAGGAUAAAUUCUACCUUGAACCAUACCUGAAAGAGGUUAUUCGGGAAAGAAGAGAGAGAGAAGAAUGGGCAAAGAAAUAAUCAUGUAGUCAAAAUCUGGCUGCAGCUGUCCACAAAGGAUUUUUAUGAAGUUACUUAAACCUCAAAUGU